AUGGUCGAUCAUUGGAGAGACGUGGCUAGCUUUGGAAUAGUCAUUGAAGACAAAUCUAGCAGCUCUGCGUUGAACCAUCUCGAUCUUGUUGAUGUUCCUCUUGGUGUAAGGGUUCCAGACUGUAGAAGCAUAAAGGGCCGGUAAAGCAUAAGGGGCCGGUUGUAUAAAAACGUAGUUAGCGCUAACUGUAGUUAGCGUUAAUCACUGUAGUUAAAUCCUUAAGGUACGUUUACAUGCUGCGAUUUGUCGGGCCGAUUUUGCUCGCUGUAUGUAAACAACCUGUCGUGAGUACUCGCGUCAGCACAUUGCGAUUCACAAAAUCGGGAGAAAAAUCUGUAACAAAACCACAGAUUUUCUCACGAUUCAACGAUUUUUCUUCCGUUGUAAAGUUGUUGAAAACUUUUCGCACGCAGAAAACUAUAAUAUGAACAGACGAGAGAGCGGACAGCUUCAAUUGAACGUUUAAAUCGCUAAAUGUCGAAGAAGGGACAUCGAUUUUUUUUCAAAAUCGGCCCGACAAAUCGCAGCGUGUAAACGUAGCUUUAACUGUAAUUAGUUAACUACAUGACUUAACUAAUCAGUAAUCACGUAGUUAACUGUGCGUGGGACUUGCGUGGGGCGUUUAAACACAAAAUUACAUAAAGUAAGCAGCGAGUAACGACCGCUGACAGACAUUUUCAACAUGAUUGUGGACUCGUAUUUUGCAAAUGGGCGGUAAUUUUAUUCAAAACACUAGAAAACAGUAAAAAAUAAACAAGAAAACAAGGAAAAACCGCCACAAAAAUCAUAAAACAAUGCAGUUUUUCCUUGAGAUGUCUACGUUAAACCAAGGUAUAGCUGUUUGGCAAUUAUAUAUCAGUGUUUCUUGGUGUAAUGGACCAUACUUCGUCUUGGAGAAAUCGUCCUGUGCAAAAAUAUGUUCUGUUUUCGUAAAAACACCAAAGUGAUAGCGUUUGAAGAGUUUAUAUUGUCAGGAAACAUUCACAGGGAAGAUAGCCAUUGAAAAUCUCAGGUAAGCGUUGCUUUUCAUUAUUGUUUAACUGAAAAAUGUUGUUCACUCCUAUACAAACGCCAUUUUUAACUACGUUUUGGACAGUUAACUAUACCCUAAAGCAUAGUUAACUUUAACUACUUUUUAACUGCAGUUAAUUUAAGGCUAACUACACUUUUAUACAACCGGCUUAACUACGUGAUUAUAGUUAACUAUUUUUUAAGGUUUUUUAACUACUUUUUAACUGCAGUUAGCGCUAACUACGUUUUUAUACAACCGGCUUAACUACUUGAUUAUAGUUAACUAUUUUUUAAGGCUUUUUAACUACUUUUUAACUGCAGUUAGCGCUAACUACGUUUUUAUACAACCGGCUUAACUACGUGAUUUAGUUAACUAUUUUUUAAGGAUUUUUAACUACUUUUUAACUGCAGUUAAGGCUAACUACGUUUUUAUACAACCGGCUUUAAAACUACUUGAUUAUAGUUAACUAUUUUUUAAGGCUUUUUAACUACUUUUUAACUGCAGUUAGCGCUAACUACGUUUUUAUACAACCGGCUUAACUACUUGAUUAUAGUUAACUAUUUUUUAAGGUUUUUUAACUACUUUUUAACUGCAGUUAAGGCUAACUAUAUACGUUUUUAUACAACCGGCUUAACUACUUGAUUAUAGUUAACUAUUUUUUAAGGUUUUUUAACUACUUUUUAACUGCAGUUAGCGCUAACUACGUUUUUAUACAACCGGCCCCAGGUGGGUUCAAGAUUGAACGCACCUCCUCAUAGCCAAUAGGAAAGCCGCUAAUACGCUAGGUAUGAGAUAAGCAAGUUAACCCUGCACCUAGCGAGGAGGGUUAAACUUAACCCUAGGUUAAGAUUCUUAUUCGUCCCGUACGUGCCUUUGAAAUGAUUUUAUACCUAUACAUGCAAGUUGGCUUUGAAUUUAUAUACGAGCAUUAAAGUGAAAGAUACGGCAACUUUCUGUCCAUUUUGGGGUGCUAUGGUCUAAGCAUGGACAUCAUAAUUUAUUGUGUUACUGUGGAAAAGUACCUCAGGCUUAAUUUACAAAACGCCAAAAGAAACAGCUACGUCCUCGGCUACGUCUGCCGUCUGCCGGUUUUCAAAAUAUAGUUUGGUACACAAAUGCCGUAAUCAAGAUUGUGUACACUGUACAGUAAAAGGAUUCACCUCACAAGAUCUUUGUCGAUUGCCGCCACCAAAACUGUAGACUGUAUUUUUAUUAAAGCCGAGCAUUCAACACAAGUUUCUUCGAAAAAUAACUCUAUAGAAAAAACACUUGUAUUGCCAAACAUUUCGCCAUACCACCACCUGUUUCACAAAGUUUCCAUUUGCCAUUUGUUGAACAGUCACAAGUUCUUGCACAUCUUUUGCAGCGCAGUGUAUUACCUACUAGUAAAAACACUGUUUUUGAAAGCUGUAAAACAACUUCGCUGCUUCUUUUUCUGUUUUCGUGUUCUGUUUUACUUUUAUAGGAUAAACACGCAUGCGUUGAAAAAUGCUUUUCAACUCCAAAAGUUCAUUUGAUUGGCUGGGAUUUUGUUCUCAAAUUUAUUCAAGCACUGCCUAAAAUUCCAGAAUUGAUUUAUUUAAAUAUCUUUGCCACUUUAAUCACGUAUAUUUUUUCCUUGAAACUUUCAAAAUGCUUAAUCCAUGUCUGAAAUGUUCAAUCUCAGUUGCCUACUACUUGUUAAACAAUAUUUCUCCCAUCUAUCCCAUUUUAUCCCUAGUUUUGACACUUACUCUCCAGCCAAUCAAAAACGAUCUUAUAAUAAUUUUAUUACAUUUAUUUUUAAAACAAAUUUAACCUUGGGUUAAAUGUCUUAACCUUGGGUUAACUAACCGCACCUCUAACCCAGCUUUGAACUGCGCAGUUUUAACUCAGGGUUAUUAACUAACCCUGGGUUAAGGAUUUUAACCAUAGAAAUAAUAGACAGGUCUAAUAUUUCUAUGAUUUUAACCCAGGGUUUGCGCUAAGCCUGGGUUAAAGUUAACCAGCUUUUGAACAACCGGCCCCGGAUAGUUAAACGCGGUAGUGAAACGGGCUUCGUACAACGCAAUUUUAUCGGCUGUUUAAGUAUCCGCCGGAUAACGGCUACGCACCGUUUAUAAGUUAAACGCCUUUGAUACAACCGGCCCCAGAUCACCCGAACAAAGGUCAUGUUCACCCAAUCUUUGUUGGGUUCUGAACUUAAAAUGAUAUGGCCAUAUCUUGUAAAUAUAUUGCUGAAGAUGAAUCAAAAUAGAUUCGAGAUAUGCAGUUUUUAAAAUAGAUGUGUUGUUAAAAAGCAUACUUUUUUCGAAAUAACAUUAGUUUUAUAUAAGCGUAGGGUCAGGAAGAUUUUGGAAACAAAGAGAGAAUCUAGGAAUUAAUACCUGAUCCUUAUCCUACACGAUAUUCUGCAGCAUUUCUUGACUGGACUAAGGAAGGACUGCAAGGACUGGAUAGAAGGACAAAAAAACUACUAAGAACGAACAAAGGAUUACGUGCAUUCAAAGUUAAACGUUCACAGAUUGUAUAUAUUUAGGAACGAAGAAUUAUGGAAAUAUGUUGAUAACAUUGAGGAAAGACUACUCAACGCUGCAAGACAAACUCUUGAAAAUGUUGGAGGGACCGAAUCAGAGAACGAAUAUAAUAUCGGAAUCCGGAGAAAGAAUGAACGAAAGCAGACUUGGAAAGAGAAGAUUCUACAUGGGCAAUUCAUGAGACAGACGGAACAGGAAGGGUAG
Molecule: messenger RNA, 3732 nt
Organism: Paramuricea clavata
Lineage: Eukaryota; Metazoa; Cnidaria; Anthozoa; Malacalcyonacea; Plexauridae
Source: the annotation of a GenBank genome assembly